Symbiodinium pilosum is the source of this 669-nucleotide messenger RNA. The record is from the annotation of a GenBank genome assembly. Lineage: Eukaryota; Dinophyceae; Suessiales; Symbiodiniaceae.
AUGUGCGCCGACGGCGUCACGCCUGCAGGAGGUGAGGGUCCGGGGGCUGCCGUCCGUGGAAGCAGCCCUCAGCCCGUGCUGCGCCAGCCAAGCCCUGGGCCGUGCGAGGAGACCUUACAAAGUCCAUUUUUUGCGGCUGCGCUGGCAGUGAUCAAGGGUGCUGCAGCGCAAGCGCUUGAGAUCCCACUGGCCCUCACCACAGAGUCAGUGAAGCCUUGCAACGACCUCUCCGGCCGGUUGACUCUAAAUUCAGUGGAGACCUUCCCCUCAAAGCCCCAGCGCACAAAGUUUGAGAAACUGGUGGCAGAGAAGGUCUCUGAAGAUGCGGCCUUUCGGGUGUUCACAGUACCCAAGGCCAUGGCCAAGGAGCUAUACGGCGAUACAUUCUGCGGUGCGGAUCAUCCAGAGGAAGAGCUUCCAGAUCCGUUGCAGCUUGUCAGUUUGUCGGAUUGGUGUCUCGCAGUCACUGAGUACCCAGUACUCAAAUCCACGGCCCAGCUGGGACGACUGGAGUUAACCGGAUUCAAGCACCGGAACGAGAAGGGCCACUUUGAGGUCAGCUUCAAAAUUCAUCCACCAGGUGCAGAUCCUCCUUUAGCAGAGGUUUCCACGACUCACGCUGCUCCGCCAGCAUUAAGUGAGCUUCUGCCCAGCGUGGCAGCAGGCUGA